This is a messenger RNA of Cavenderia fasciculata, 1659 nucleotides long. RefSeq lists its product as uncharacterized. The record is from RefSeq and is a predicted model, not a curated record. Gene Ontology annotation, molecular function: protein binding. The coding region runs from base 1 to 1659 and encodes 552 amino acids. Lineage: Eukaryota; Evosea; Eumycetozoa; Acytosteliales; Cavenderiaceae. The transcript has 3 exons.
AUGGCACUUAGACAUACAAGACCAAAUUACAAGUUGGUAGAUAUAUCUGAUGAUGAGUAUAGUGAUUCAUCAUCAUCAUCGUCAUCAUCUGAUCAUGAUGACGAUCAUUCAGGCGACGAUGUAGACAUUCAAGACCAACACGAAGGUUUAAUUCAAAACUUUCAAGAGAGAGCCAAUAUUAUGCACAGAGAUGCCUACAAUCAGACAAUGGCAACUAUUGGAGGUGGAGUAGGUGGACAAGAUGCCAUUCUCAAGAUGAUCGAUGAAAAGUCAAAGAAAAAGAUGAUGGACAUCAAGACUAUCAGCGAGAAGCAGUCUGAUCUCGACAAAAAGAUAUCUACUCUUCUUACCAUCAUCGAAGAUCCAUGGCAAGAUCUUGAAGUUGAUCAAAGUGCACCUGCAUGUAUCAUCGAAGGUGAACUUUACAAAAAGAGAUUCAACUCUACUUGGAAGAAAUAUUAUUUUGCCCUAAAUGGAAAUAGUUUAUAUUAUUAUAAAUCAAGAAAUACAAAGAAACCAAAGGGAAUCAUUUCAAUUUCAUUUGUAUCACCACCAAUUGGAUUGACUGAAAAGAAUAUCGUUGAUAUGAAGACACCGGAUGUUAGUAAUUACUUUAUGCAGGUGUUUUCACCAAAACGUAUCGAUUCAAUCUGUGCCACCAACAAUGAGGAUUUUGAACGUUGGUGCAAUAUUUUGCAGAAAUUGGUCAAGGACAAGUUGGAGGUGAACGACUAUACCUGUCGUUUCAAUGCAUUCCAAGAGGUCUAUCCAUUGUUUGAGAAAAAGAGUGAGAUGGAGUUGAACAGACUUUUAUUGCUCUUGGCAGAGAUUGACAACAAAUCGACACAUAUCAUUGGAAAGGCUAAAAAGGAAAAGACUGGUAAUCUCAUGAUGAUGGAGGAUGAUGAAAUCACUGGUCAAAUCACUUGGAAACAAUAUUACUUUGCAUUAUUAGAUAAAUGUCUUUAUUAUUAUAAAUCUUCUAAAUUGCCACCACAAGGAGUUAUUACAUUAAAAUAUACAGAUGUUCAAAUAUGUGAUACAACAAUCUCAAAUGAUUUACAAUAUUCGUUUAAAUUGACUACACCAUUGAGUGUAUUUAUUCUCAAGGCAAAACACCAAGUAUCUUUGGAGGAUUGGGUUGAUACUUUGAACCAAUCAAAGCACGGUAAACCAUCCAACAACAUUCUCGGUCACAUUCCUUUACCAUUCAACCUUCAAAAUCAAGAGUCUAGCAGUCUUGUAGGCUCAAUGAAUAUCAACAACAAUAAUCAUAACAACAAUAAUCAUAGCGAUACCAAUAGUCACAACAAUUCACCAACUCCAGGUCUAGUGAUGAGUGGAUUGGGUAAAAAAUUCAUUCCUACCUUGGUUUACACUCCUGUCAAUGCUUCACCAGGAUCCAAGCCUAAAAAGGUCAAGCUUUCACUUGGAUCCAAUACCAUUGGACGUUCGGAAUCAUGUAGUGUCGUCAUUGACGACAAACAAGUGUCUCGUAUGCAUUGCAAGGUUGAAGUGACCGAUACCACCUGUACUAUUUUGGAUAUUGGGUCUGGUCAUGGCACCAAAAUUAAUCGUAGAACAAUCGAUCGUCAUAACCUCGAAAUUGGUGAUACCAUCAAAAUUGGUAAAACUAAAUUAAAGUUUAAUGGUAACUAA